CCAAUCACAGGCACUCAGAAGUCUCAUUCGUGGCCGACGCUCCAGUCAUGGCUGCCUCGUGGAGUUUCCGCCUCUGAGGCUCCUCUGGUGACCGCUUCGGACGCGCGCUUGUGUUGGCCGGCGACAGCUGCGCUUCUUCCUGUCCUUCUCUUCCUGUCGCUUGGCAUCGUGCAAGGCCAUGGGGACAGUGUACGCACGGAGCUGCCAGCCAAAACUCAGGCCUAUGAGCUUGGAGCCUCUUCCAAUGAAUGGUCCUGAUUUUGGCACUAUAGGGGAAGAAGCUGAACUAGUUGAAGUUGAACCUGAAACUAAACAGGAAAUUCUUGAAAAUAAAGAUGUUGUGGUUCAGCAUGUACACUUUGAUGGACUUGGAAGGACAAAAGAUGAUAUUAUCAUGUAUGAAAUUAGUGAUGUUUUCAAGGCUAAAAACCUCAUUGAUGUGAUGAGAAAGUCACAUGAAGCUCGUGAAAAGCUUCUCCGCUUGGGAAUUUUUAGACAGGUGGAUGUUCUAAUUGAUACAUGUCAAGGAGAUGAUGCCCUUCCAAAUGGUUUAGAUGUAACAUUUGAAGUAACUGAACUGAGAAGAUUAACUGGAAGUUAUAACACUAUGGUUGGCAAUAACGAAGGGAGCAUGGUACUUGGGCUCAAACUCCCUAAUAUCUUUGGACGUGCUGAGAAGGUGACAUUUCAGUUCUCUUAUGGCACAAAGGAAACUUCAUAUGGCCUGUCUUUCUUCAAACCACAGCCUGGUCACUUUGAAAGAAACUUUUCUCUCAAUCUGUAUAAAGUAACUGGACAGUUUCCUUGGAGUUCUCUUCGUGAAACAGACAGAGGGAUAUCAGCAGAUAUCAAUUUUCCAGUAUGGAAAACCAACCACACACUAAAAUGGGAAGGUGUCUGGAGAGAACUUGGCUGUCUUGCAAGAACUGCAUCAUUUUCUGUUCGAGAAGAAAGUGGACACUCACUCAAGUCUUCUGUAUCUCAUGCUAUGGUCAUUGAUUCUCGAACCUCUUCAAUCAUGCCCAAACGAGGUGCUUUGCUGAAAAUAAAUCAGGAGCUGGCUGGUUAUAUAGGUGGUGAUGUGAGAUUUCUAAAAGAGGACUUUGAACUUCAAUUGAAUAAGCAGCUCCUGUGGGAUUCAGUUUUCUCUGCUUCUCUGUGGGGUGGAAUGUUGGUUCCUAUUGGAGACAAACCUUCCAGUAUUGCUGAUAGAUUUUAUCUUGGUGGACCAACAAGUGUGCGUGGAUUCAGUAUGUACAGCAUUGGACCGCAGAGUGAAGGUGAUUACCUGGGAGGUGAAGCUUAUUGGGCUGGAGGUCUACAUAUGUACACUCCUCUCCCUUUUCGGCCAGGUCGAGGGGGAUUUGGAGAUCUUUUUCGAACACACUUUUUUCUCAAUGCUGGCAAUCUCUGUAACCUUAACUAUGGUGAAGGUCCUAAGGCUCAUCUUCGUAAACUAGCAGAGUGUAUCCGAUGGUCUUAUGGUGCUGGAAUUGUUCUCAGGCUUGGAAACAUUGCUAGAUUAGAACUCAACUAUUGUAUCCCUAUGGGAGUACAAAUUGGGGACAGAAUAUGUGAUGGAGUUCAGUUUGGAGCUGGAAUACGAUUCCUGUAAUGUCAGAAUCAUUUCACAGUGCUGGCCCCAAAAGAACUCAUGGAUUCAAGUACAGAACAGUGAUGUCCCAGAUAAUAUUGAAGGAGAUAUGUAUAAGGGACAAACUUCAAUAAAGAAAAUUGUUAAAAAGGAA
This is a messenger RNA of Varanus komodoensis (Komodo dragon), 1748 nucleotides long. RefSeq names its product SAMM50 sorting and assembly machinery component (gene SAMM50). Gene Ontology annotation, biological process: mitochondrial respiratory chain complex assembly; protein insertion into mitochondrial outer membrane. The transcript has 16 exons. The coding region runs from base 179 to 1615 and encodes 478 amino acids. The record is from RefSeq and is a predicted model, not a curated record. Gene Ontology annotation, cellular component: SAM complex; outer membrane. NCBI's taxonomy places the organism in Eukaryota, Metazoa, Chordata, Lepidosauria, Squamata, Varanidae.